Molecule: messenger RNA, 1194 nt
Organism: Stylonychia lemnae
Lineage: Eukaryota; Ciliophora; Spirotrichea; Sporadotrichida; Oxytrichidae
Source: the annotation of a GenBank genome assembly
AUGAUAAGCACACAAAUUCAAAACAUGCUCGGUUCAUUUAAGAGUCUCUUUGAUGAACAGACCUUCAACGACAACUCCUACACCAUGUUCUUCUUUGCUUUGGUUAUCAAGGAACUCACAUACACUCCAUAUUUCUUAGCGCUUACUGGGAAUAUGCAGUCAUUCAUCUAUAUGUGGACUGAGAUUUUUGCCAAGAUGGUUAAUCAGAUCAAAUUCGAGAGGGAGAUGUUCACUCUUUCUGAUGGCGGCACAAUUGCUCUAGACUGGGUUGUUGAUCACGAAGGAGGAAUCCCAAAGAAAGGACACACUAGACCUAUCCUUUGUAUGUUUUCUGGUCUGGCGGGAGGAAACGAUAAUCUUUACCUGCAGUCUAUGAUCAGGGAGGCUGUGAACUCAUAUAAGAACAAGGACGGAAGUGGACAAGGAUACAAAUGCGUUGUGGUAAAUUUCAGAGGAGCUGCAGGAGUGGCCAUGACGUCACCCAAACUCUAUUGGUUAAACACAUGGGAAGAUAUUCAAGAACCUCUAGACUAUAUCUAUGAAUAGUAUGCCUGUGAUGAUUCUGGCAGAAAGGUGAGAAAUAUGUACUCCUACUCUGUAAGCCUUGGUGGAAGUCUUGUCACUCUAUAUUUGACUAAAGUUGGUAAGAACACUCCACUCAGUGGUGCUGCUCUUUAUGUAAUUCCUUUCAACCUCAGAGACAAUGUUUCCUUCUUUAGAAAGAAUUUCUUCAAAUUCUAUGACUUCAUGAUGGGCUUUAACUAUCACUUGAUAUUGAAAGGCAAGUUCGAUGACUUUAAGAAGGUAAUGCCUCAAGGUGACUAUGAAGUGUAUUGCGACAGAGUUUUGCAAAAUAAAUAUAGUCUUAUGGAUAUUGAUGCCAAUGUAAUGAUUCCUUCUUUCAAAUAUAAGAACCUUGAUGAGUACUAUGAUAAUUCCUAAACAGUCGGUAAGAUUCAGGGCAUUAAGAUUCCUGUGUUUUUCUUGAACUGCUACGACGACCCUUGCAUCAAGCCAGAUCUAUACCCUCACGAUGAAUUCAAGAAAAAUUAGAAUGUCCUUGGUGGUUUUACCUAGAGAGGUGGCCAUUGUGGAUCUUUCACUGGAGGACUAAAACCUGUUCAAUGGUUCCCAAUUCCCUUAGUAAAGUUUUUGGAAUUCUUGGAGGUCAAGCAGAUGAAGAAAAACAGAUGA